Molecule: messenger RNA, 3918 nt
Organism: Alligator sinensis (Chinese alligator)
Lineage: Eukaryota; Metazoa; Chordata; Crocodylia; Alligatoridae
Gene: DGLUCY
Product: D-glutamate cyclase
Exons: 14
Coding region: 108-2030 (640 amino acids)
Biological process (GO): glutamate metabolic process
Molecular function (GO): D-glutamate cyclase activity
Source: RefSeq, a predicted model, not a curated record
GUAGGUAAAGGGAAGCGCAGCGGUUUGGAGGAAGGAAGAGCAGAGCGGGGCCGCAUGUGGCACCACUCCGGGGAGCCCGCGCGUUUGUUCCAGGCACCGGUGAAGAGAUGGUUUUUACAGGAGGCCUGAGAUCUCUUCUUCCCCUUGCAGUAAGAAAUCUAAUUCGAUUCAACAAACUUAAUACCAGCAAUACUUCUGGAAUGGCUGAGGGCUAUAAACAGGCAAAUGUUGUAAUCUUGCAUAAAUCCCUUGCUGACAACUUUGAAAAGUUUUGCCAUGCAAAUAAUGGGCCUCUGCCACUGUUAUACAGAAGCAAGCCUGGUGACUGGAAAUGCCCUUCGCUGAGCAGCAAUUCCGAUAUUAGAACUGAUUGCCUGCAAUACAGAGUAUACGAGUAUGGACUUUGUACUGGAACUCUGACAAGUUUGAAGGAGUAUUCUGACCAGCUUAAAGACAUGGUGACUUUCUACUUAGGCUGCAGCUUCUCAUUUGAAAAGGCAGUCCAGAAACUUGGUGUUCCUGUAAGGAAUAUUGAGCAGAAAAGUAAUGUAAGCAUGUAUAAGACAGAUGUACCUUGCCUCAGUGUUGCUACUUUUUGCUGCAAUUUAGUGGUCACAAUGAGACCCAUUCCUGAAGACAAAUUAGAAGCAGUUGUGCUAGCAACUUAUCCAUUGAAGGAGUCGCAUGGAGCGCCAGUUCACAUUGGUGAUGCUGGCUUAUUAGGAAUCCAAGACUUUUCCAACCCAGACUAUGGAGAUCCAGUACAGCCUCAUCCUGGGGAUGUUCCAGUGUUUUGGGCCUGUGGAGUAACAGGAAUGGAAGCAAUCAGCAACUGCAAAUCUCCACUAGCUUUUGCUCAUUCGCCUGGCUGCAUGUUUAUUACUGACCAGAAGAACGAAGAUGCUGAAGCUUACCUGAAAGAAAUCCCUGAGGUCCACUGCAUUUCUCAAAGUCCUUUGUAUUACAGCAUUGUGUCAGCUGCAGCAGUAAAAAGGAUAAGAGAUCUAGAAAGUCUAAUUGGAAUAGAUCCAGCUGGAAGAAAUCAAGGGCCAGUGAUUCACCCCUUAUUGAGACUGGCCAGAAAGUUCUCCAAAUCUCCUGUAAGAGGACAUCGAGGUGUGAAACAUUUGUUCUGUCAGGACCAGCUGCUAAAGGCUUGUCUGUCCAUUUCACAUGCCCAAUCAGUGCUCAUAACCACAGGAUUUCCUACACACUUCAACCAUGAACCACCUGAAGAGAAUGAUGGACCUCCUGGAGCCAUUGCUAUUGCAGCCAUGUUGCAGGCCUUGGGGAAAUAUGUUGUUAUAGUAACAGACCUGAGAGCCAUGAAUUUAUUUAAACAGAUUAUUGAAGAAGCUGUUCAGCAAGGGAUACUGAAGGCACCAGUCCCUCUGAUGAGUUAUCAAGGAGAUGCUUCGGAGUCAGCUUUGAUGUUUUUGUGUGAUGAUGGAAAUGUUAAAAAACCCAGAUUUGAUCACCUCAUAGCAAUAGAGCGAGCUGGGAUGGCUGCUGAUGGCAAUUACUACAAUGCAAGGAAAAUUAAUAUUAAACAUCUGGUGGAUCCCAUAGAUGAAUUGUUUAUAGCAGCACGUACAAUACCUGGAGUCACAACAACAGGCAUUGGAGAUGGAGGAAAUGAACUGGGAAUGGGGAAAGUAAAAGAAGCCGUAAAAAAGCACAUAAAAAAUGGAGACGUUAUAGCUUGUGAUGUUGAAGCUGAUUUCACUAUUGUAGCUGGGGUCUCUAACUGGGGAGGUUAUGCUGUUGCUUGCUCUCUCUAUAUCCUCAACACCUGUGAGAUACAUGAUCGCUAUCUGAGGAAAGCUAUUGGAUUCCCCAGAUUGUCCAAAAAGGUGGUUUGGGCAUCAGCUCUUCCAUCUGUUACUAAGGAAGAAAAUUUGCUGCAAAUACUUAGACAUCAUGGAGUUCGCAGUGGAAUAACUGCCAGUCUUGAAAUGGAAGUGGAUGGUUUGUCCUUCUAUAGCACACACUCAGAUAUGAUUGAAAAGCUUCUGGGAGUACUACAUUGACUUUCCUUUACAGACUUCCAGAGUUACUAUUAGAUUAUCACCCCCCCUCCACACACACACACACACACACCUACUAAUAAGGUACCGCUAAAGUUGGGAACAUGCAAAAUAGAUGGUCCUAGAAACCCUUCACUAGUACCUGAGCACCUCUUACUCUUUAAUUAUUAGCCAUACAGCGUGACUGUGAAAUGUGAAACUGCAUCUCCAUCUGGAAAAUGAAGAAUAGAAACAAAGAGCAACUAAAAUGAUUUGACCAAGCUCACACAGGAAGUUUGUGGCAAAGAUGAGAAUUAAAUAAAAAUCUUCUAAGAUCUUAAUUGUGAAUCCAGUACAGUGCCUUCAUCACAAAACUUUCUUGUCAUGGUGUCAAUUUUAUACUACUAUUUGAAUUAUAAUGAAACACAAGUACACACUGUGGUAUUAUAUAACAUAAUGGGUGAUCCAUUUUUUAUGUACAAAUUGAAAGUCCCCUUGCAUUAAAAAUAGAAGUGUUAUCAUGAUUGCUGUUCCUGUUUUACUAAACCUCACAACUGCAGCAGGAAGUAACACUUGUAGCAAAUUGGAUUUAAAAUACCAUGGUGGUGGAGAAAGCAACUGCAGUGACAGGAUGGGUGUAAAACAGAAAAAAGGGUAGUCUAUAGCAGUGAAAGCCCAAAGUAUAACUCACCUACACAUUUCCUGCAGCCCCUCUAACGGUGUGCUGCUUUGGUUGUAGCUAGUUAAUGGGGAGGAGGAGAAAGCUUAACUAGAGCUAGUGUAAUAAGUAUAGCAUUGCAUGACUUCCAGGAAAGGCUAGGACAUAAAUGUAAAGCACUUAUUGUGAAGAAAACAAAUAUAUAAUGCUAUUUCCUCUUAGGUGCUCUUCAGGCCUAGGUGAAAACCAGUGAUGGAAAGGUAACUUAAAUAUCAAGAAAGCUCAUUUUUCACUGAGGUCUAUUAGAUUAUGGAACAGUCAGCCAAGAACAGAGGAGGAAGUCCAAUGACUUGGGUCUCUUACAGCCGUUCAUUUUAUCCUGGGAGAGUUGCUGCUCUCCCAGGGAAACCAUGAGUAUACAGAAGUUCAGGCUUUUUAUCUCAGAGUAAAAAAGCCACUUCAGAAGAAAUAUAACCUGGGUACAACCAGGGUUAAAGCACUUCCAGGAGAGAUUAAGGGAGCCUGCAGAGCAUACUGAGAUGUGUGCACAGCCCCCCAGCCCUUACACACCUCACUGCACAGUGUCAUUACUGCAAGCUGUCCACUCUUCAGGGACUCACCAUUUGAAUGUCUGUACACAUGGUUCUGGGUAAGUUUUCUACCAUGAGAAGAAACCUGAGAGAAUUCUCCAAGAUUAUUUGCAUGUCUGUACACAGCUUUGGCCAUUUAAAUUUUGCUGGCUUUAUAACCCCAGAAGAUAUGUCAGGUCUGAGCUUCUGUUAGACACCAGGCCCAGUGAUUGAAUUAAAAUAAUAGUCUAUACAGUACCUUGCAUACACUAAAAGCUGUUGCCAGCAUAGCAUUAAUAUUAAAAUGCCUCAAAGAUAGCAUCAGCUAAUUCCCCCAAAAUGGCAUAAGACUAAUAAUUCUGAUUAGCCUAUUCUUGUUCCAGCAGGCUGGGCAGCAGCACUGUGAAGUUUCUGCAGUGAAAGACAUCUUGCAUUCACUUCCCCUUUGAGCAGGCAGCUUUUGUUACCAUUGUUAAAAGGAUCAUAUGACUUUUGGUAACUGAGGAAAAUCAGCUGUACUUCAAACAUUAAUUUCCUGAGCUGAGCGAAAUACAUUGCUAUUAAAGGCAGAGUGUAAAAUAUGCUCUAGGUUGGAAUCUUUGAAGUCUAAAAAAAAAGUGCUCACUGACAACCACCACAGAGCUUUCAAGGCUCUUUGUAUUUAUUGCAAGGCUCGAUUCUAUGA